Messenger RNA from Microdochium trichocladiopsis, 4126 nucleotides. RefSeq lists its product as uncharacterized. The record is from RefSeq and is a predicted model, not a curated record. The transcript is spliced from 2 exons. Bases 300 to 3938 code for a protein of 1212 amino acids. NCBI's taxonomy places the organism in Eukaryota, Fungi, Ascomycota, Sordariomycetes, Xylariales, Microdochiaceae.
UCUCGCAACUCUCUCGACUUCGACUCACUCCCUUCGUCAGCACAGUACAGCACAACACAUAGCGGCGGCGUUCCCUUUUUGUCUUUUGGCACUUUCAGUACUCGAACUGUCCUUUUCAUUGCGCGUGAAAAGCGCCGCGUGCGACAUCCCGUCCAGUCCCGCCAUAGACCCCUCCAGCUUGGUCGGACCCCUCACCCUGAGCACACGACCCCAGAACGCCACCACCAGCUGGUAUCUAGCCCACGUAGAUUAAUGCUAAGCAGCCUCUCGACUCCCGAUUUACCUUUGGUCUCGACAACAUGGACAAGCUGUUAGAUGGCAAGCACUCGCGCCGUGAUCGCCUGGUUGGCAAGCUCUUUGGCAAGGACAAGGACUCGAGCACCAAGGACCGCAGGCCUACCAACGAGGAAAGCGCCGCCGACAUCUCUUCUUUUCUCAACACCUCCGACCGCCUUACAGUCUCUCACCCAGUGCCGCCUCCACCACCAGCGACACAUCCGGGUUUGCCUGCUCUAGCCCUUGAUACCUCGAGAGUCACACGAUAUCCGCAGGCACAUGACGUGGGCUACCAGCAACCCGGUUAUGCGCAAGAAAACCUGCCACGCCGGCCACAAAAUGGCAGCAUAUCGCGCCGGCCGAACCGCAAGGGAUGCAUGGUCUGCUUCGCGGACACGCCUGCGGAAAUCAUUGGUGUGGGCGGCGAUGAGUGCGAAAUUCUUGUAUCUGAGAUUGGGCGCAUGAAGCGAUCGCGGAGUGCUCCCUUGGUCGCAGCCUCCCAGUCCACGAGACAGGGCAAUGAGUACAGGAAUGCACAGGCGAGCCAGAAUACUGGCGACGAUUUCGUGCCUGCUCCGAUCCGACGCACGCAGACAGGCUUCUCGUCCAUCCAAGACUUCAAUUCUCAAGGGCCCAGCACAACAUUGCCUGGACCACCCCCAGGGCCGCCACCAGCACGUUCGCCUCAACCUCGAGCACUGCAGCCGGGAGAUACCGGGCGUACUCGCUUCCUCGACAGCACGUCAGAGGAUCAGGAUAAGCGACGGUCAUUCAUCGAAAUACAACAGCACGAGCAGAGAGAGGCUGAGGGGAUGGCUUUCGCCAAGGCAAGGGCGGCUAGCCAGGAUGACGAGUUUGACGGUGCAACCUCUUCCCCAGAGCCCGUACGUGCCGCACCACCACAGCCGCGCCUUGCAAUGCCUGCGACGACACUGCCUGUCCAUCACUCGCCGGUCCCGUCGUCGCCAGCACACUCGUUCACCUCUAGAACCGCGGCCCAGCGGUCGCCUGUUCCUCCGCCACCUGCGUCAGUGUCACCUCCAACGCCUGUCAGGUCGGACCGCGACAUGCCUGCCGCUGUGUCUGAGUCGCCGGUCGGCAAUCUAGCUCCUCCGACGCCACCCCCAAAAUCCGCCUCACGCUCGCCAAUCAAUUACCAGCCGCCUGAAAACCAAUCAAUACCAACGCCAUUCUUGGAACAAGUCACCCCAUUCGGACACCCGGUUGAGCAGGAACUCACGCGAGAUUACACCAAUGUUCACGGGAGCCCGAGCUCGACGUACUCGUCGUCCAUCUACUCGCCUUCAGACAUCAAGGAUGCCGCAACAGUAAGGUCAAACUCCACGCGAAGUUAUCAGACAGUAUCACCCGACAAGCAAUAUCCGGGGAACCGACUUCCAGACCCCUUCAAUACGGCCAGGGAUGAAUCUCUAGAACUAUUUCUGCAACGCACAAAACAUCUGUAUGAAUUGUUCAGGCUCUAUGCUGAGCAGAUGCGGCCGCUCGAGACAUGUAGACCAGAUGAUCUUUGCAGAGCCGCGCUAUGGUGGUUUCUCAAGGGCCGGACUGCGUUGGAAAUCGUCAUUCGCAAUCGCGGCGGAGACCCAGAAGAUCCGCAACAGCUGAUGCCCCGUUAUCAAGCAUACACUGAUCUUGCGAAGGCUCAUUGGCUUGCCGAGGAGGCAUUGCCCGAGAUUGGUGGUGGCAGGUACAGCCCCAUCUCGGGUGAGUUGGGCGACGUUCGAACGACCAUUCAGCACAACCUCACAAAACUCUGUGGCUCGAUGAGGCGGAACAACUUUUUGCCACCAGAGGAGCCAUUCCUGCCACAAACCAUGGACAAGUCGAUCUGGGUCGAGUACCCAGCAUUGAACCAGGACAUCAUAGCUUUACUAAAUGGCAACGCAGGCUCUGCCUUGGCCGCCGUUCAGCAGCCAGCCCGGAAUAUUGAUCUGCUGGAAGCGUUGCCUAUUGGCGACACGCCCAGGCUAUUCAACUACGGACGGGUGAACGCAGAUGUGUACCUGAUGGAGCAAGGCUCGGGUGCCAACCAGCUGCAUUUCCCUUGCGUGCUGUCCAUCUUGCGACCUCAAAACGACCCCCAAAUCACGUUUGUGGUUGCGAGUCAGAACCAGACAAUCGCAUUGAGGAUCGGUGCGGACAAGAACGUUGGUCCAACUUGGCAAGACGUCAGAUGGAGGCCAGAUAUGUGUUCACUUGAAGUCAAACUUCCGCGAGGUUUCCUCCUGGCCAUACAGCUCGUGAACAAGGACUACGGCAUGCUCUGGAGCAUCUACGACUUCGGCUCCAAAGUUCGGUCGUACCUGUACUCCCGCAAGGACGAAACCGUCGUGUACAAAUCUGCACUAGCCGGCUUUCACUACUUUGACUCAAACCCGCAAGCGCGAUCAUUCCCCAAGGAGGCCAUUAGCAAUUGCGAACUGGCUCUGUUCGAAACCCAGCUCAAAGAAGGAAGCCCACACGGCCCCAGGACUUUCCACCGAGGUUUCCGCAUCGCGGUCGUCACAGGCGCACAAACACGUACACUGAGCGGUGUAACGCACACUUACGCCCCACAACUGCCGUUGCAGUUUGCUUACAUGCGAGACGAUCAACGACAGCCACUUCUUCAGCUAAACUUUGACGAUGGCAAAGACAGAGGGCGGAUGGUAUUCCGCUUUGACAACGAUGCUGAGCGUGAUAAACUCCUGAAGCUCAUCAACGGCACUUAUGUACAUCAGGACGAGGAGAUCGUUGCCGAGACUGUCCUUGAGGGUAUGCAGAUAUCUGAAGGGCUGAGUGAUACGAAAGGAGGUUUCCCCGGAGUGGGACGCCUGCCGUGGCAGAGAGCUCGAGUCAUCAACGACAAAUACCAGGAGAAUGCACCAGUCGUGUUGGCAGAGAAACUCCGAAUCGAAAUUGAAUCCAUGGACAAGCGAGGCAUCGGCAUCGUCAGCACAAUCACAGACCGGAUCAACAUUGCACCUGGCGAAUUGCGCCUUCGCGUCGGCACAAAGGACUUCCUCACGUUGCAGAUUCUCCGGCAGAAUCAGGUAGACAUGACUGUGUCCUUGUCGGAGAAUCUGGCUCCACGAGAGCUCGCAAAGGAAUAUGCGGCCAUGCAGGAGAGCGUGAUGCGCAACCCAACUCUCCGAACGUUCCGCUUUCCAAGCUUCAAGGAGAUGCACACGUUUCAGGCGGCUGUGACGGGGUACAGCGUGCUGUUUGACGCCAUUGCCUCGACCUUCAAUGUGUCGAGACGACGAAUGGUUGUCCCAAUCCACAAGAAGUGGGAGGCGGGCACCACUCGCAUUCAGGUGGUACAGCAGGACAAGACGAUCCAACUGUUGGCCUUUUUUGAGAACUGGUCACACGGAGACUGCAUGGGCUUUGUGCUCAAGGGCACUGAUACCUACGAAUGCGUUAGUCGAAGCGGCAAGGCUGGCCUCAAGCUUUGUGAAGCCAAAUUCCCUCUGCCACGCCUCCCCGCCGAAGGGAUGGCCAAGACGGACGAUAUGGCAUGCCUUUCCCUGGACAUGCCCGAGUACGCUGGAGAAAACGACGAUCUCACCAUCUUCUUUGAGGAUAGUCUUGAGAGGGAUCGUCUGUGUUCUGUUCUGCCUGCGCCCGUCAAGGGCUCGCGCCUGAGUAAAUCGAAGUGAGUUGAAAGGAUUGAGACAGUUGCGAGGGUAUUGGUUGUCAUGGAGAGGAAUGUUAUUGUUGUUGUUAGCCCUUGCAUCUGGAACGAGCCAUGUGGAUAGCCAUGGGGGGGCGAAGUCGGUAUAUUGUAACACAGAUACCCCAUGUUUAUGGAAAAUGCAUCAGACAGGCCGAGACUCCCGGCCACUGA